GGGCGUGGCCGGGGCGGGCGAGCCGCGCGCUCUCGCCUCGGGAGGGAGUCACAGGUCCGGCACACGCGAGGGCCGGGCGCGCGCAGCCGGCACGCGGGUGAAAGUCCUCGGAGGCGCGGCGGGCGGUGCGUAGGCACAGGCUCUGCUGCAGGAGCCGCGGCCCGCACCCGCUCCAGCGCCCGCUGCCGUCAGUGGCCCCAGGCCCGCCGUGUACCCCUGCGCACUGAGGUCCCCACCGGCCCUCGCCAGCCCCCGCGCAGCGUGCGAUGGCCCCGCGCAAGAAUGCCAAGGGCGGCGGCGGCAAUAGCAGCAGCAGUGGCUCCGGCAGCGGCAGCACGAGCGCGGGCAGCAGCGGAGGCAGCAGCAGCCCCGGGCCCCGGAGAGAGACAAAACAUGGAGGACACAAGAACGGGAAGAAAGGAGGACUUUCUGGAAGUUCAUUCUUCACAUGGUUUAUGGUCAUCGCAUUGCUGGGAGUCUGGACAUCAGUAGCUGUUGUUUGGUUUGAUCUUGUUGAUUAUGAGGAGGUUCUAGGAAAACUAGGAAUCUAUGAUGCUGAUGGUGAUGGAGAUUUUGAUGUGGACGAUGCCAAAGUUUUAUUAGGACUUAAAGAAAGAUCUGCUUCAGAGCCAACAGUCGCACCAGAAGAGGCCGAGCCAUAUGCUGACCCGGUGGAGGCUCCCGUGAGGGCAGAACCCCGGUAUAUCGAAGAUGAAAUAACAGAACAAAUUCAGCCCCUUCUCCAUGAAAUGGUAUACACAGAACAUGUUGAAGAAGACCUGCAGCAACAAGAGGGUGGACCAGCUGGAGAACCACAACCAGAGGAUAACGAUUUCCUUACAGCGACUGAUGUAGAUGAUCAGUUUGAGACCCUGGAACCUGAAACGUUUCAUGAAGAAACUGUGGAGAAUUACCAUGUGGAAGAGACAGUUUCACAGGACUAUAAUCAGGAUAUGGAAGAGAUGAUGUAUGAACAGGAAAAUCCAGAUUCCAGUGAACCAGUAGUAGAUGAUGAAAGAUUGCACCAUGAUGCAGAUGGCGUAACAUACCAAGACUAUGAUGAACAAGUAUAUGAACCUUCAGAAAACGAACCUUUGGAAAAUGAACCUUCAGAAAAUGAAGUGACAGAAAUCUCAGAUAAUGCUGUAGAAGAUUCAAACGUAAUUUCAGAAGAAGUAAGUGUUCCCCCUGUAGAAGAACACCAGGAAGUACCACCAGAAACAAAUAAAAAAAUGGAUGAUCCAGAACCAAAAGAGAAAGUUAAGAAAAAGAAGCCUAAACUUUUAAACAAAUUUGAUAAGACUAUUAAGGCUGAACUCGAUGCUGCAGAGAAACUCCGUAAAAGGGGAAAAAUUGAGGAAGCAGUGAAUGCAUUUAAAGAACUAGUACGCAAAUACCCUCAGAGUCCGCGAGCAAGAUAUGGAAUGGCACAGUGUGAAGAUGAUUUGGCUGAGAAGAGAAGGAGCAAUGAGCUGCUGCGCAGGGCCAUUGAGACCUACCAAGAGGUGGCCAGCCUGCCCGAUGUCCCCACGGACCUGCUGAAGCUGAGUUUGAAGCGGCGCUCGGACAGACAGCAAUUUCUAGGUCAUAUGCGAGGUUCCCUGCUCACCCUGCAGAGAUUAGUUCAACUAUUUCCCAAUGAUACUUCCUUAAAGAAUGACCUUGGAGUGGGAUACCUCUUGAUAGGAGAUAAUGACAAUGCCAAGAAGGUUUAUGAAGAGGUUCUUAGUGUGACACCUGAUGAUGGCUUUGCUAAAGUCCAUUACGGCUUCAUCCUGAAGGCACAGAACAAGAUUGCAGAGAGCAUUCCCUAUUUAAAGGAAGGAAUAGAAUCUGGGGCUCCUGGAACCGAUGAUGGGAGAUUUUAUUUCCACCUGGGAGAUGCCAUGCAGAGGGUUGGGAACAAAGAGGCAUAUAAGUGGUAUGAGCUUGGGCACAAGAGAGGACAUUUUGCGUCUGUCUGGCAGCGCUCGCUCUACAACGUGAAUGGACUAAAAGCUCAACCCUGGUGGACCCCAAGAGAAACCGGCUACACAGAUUUAGUAAAGUCCUUAGAACGAAACUGGAAGUUAAUCCGAGAUGAAGGCCUUGCAGUGAUGGAUAAAGCCAAAGGCCUCUUCCUGCCUGAGGAUGAAAACCUGAGGGAGAAGGGAGACUGGAGCCAGUUUACACUGUGGCAGCAAGGAAGAAAAAAUGAAAAUGCCUGUAAGGGAGCUCCUAAAACCUGUACUCUACUGGAAAAGUUCCCCGAGACUACAGGAUGCAGAAGAGGACAGAUCAAAUAUUCCAUCAUGCACCCUGGAACUCAUGUGUGGCCUCACACGGGGCCCACAAACUGCAGGCUCCGAAUGCACCUGGGCUUGGUGAUUCCCAAGGAAGGCUGCAAGAUCCGAUGUGCCAACGAGACCAAGACCUGGGAGGAAGGCAAGGUGCUCAUCUUUGACGACUCCUUUGAGCACGAGGUGUGGCAGGACGCUUCAUCUUUCCGGCUUAUAUUCAUCGUGGAUGUGUGGCACCCAGAGCUGACAUCCCAGCAGAGACGCAGUCUUCCUGCAAUUUAGCAGGAAACUCAUGCAAACUUGGAACACUGGAGAGAGGCUGCGUUUCUGGCUCCAUCUCCUUGGGCGUGAGGAUAGAAGUUCAAACACCAAGGCUCUUAAUUUCUUUGACUUGCAGCCUGAAAAAUUCUAAGCCUCCUCCUAGGGUUAGAAGACACUAAAGGAAAUAUUUGCAUUACCGCAAUUCAUUUAGAAAACACCCUGCUGUGUUUCAUCCCAUGACAGCACUGGUCUUAUGCCCGUAUUUAAGGUGAACAUUUGAUUGCUUCCACCUUGCCAGCCAAAGAUAUUUUUUUGACAUAGAAUAGGUCUAAAUCAGUGUACAGUGAGAAUAUAUGUGGAAACUGUGAAUGGAUUGCUUUAGUUUGUAAUUUUUGUAACUGUCUAGGCAGUUAUAUUUUUCUAGGGUAGCUAGACUAGUCUGUCAUCUGUACCACUACUUUUUUGUUGAUUUUAAUGACAAGCUGUGUAAAUGCUUUACCUCUUGCUGUUUAAUGGUAAUAUUCCUGGUGAACUCAGACUUCCCUCUUUUAAUUCUUUUCAGUAAAAGACACUCAUGAAAAAAGCAAUUUUAUUUUCCUA
This is a messenger RNA of Propithecus coquereli (Coquerel's sifaka), 3140 nucleotides long. It is a transcript of the gene ASPH, whose product is annotated as aspartate beta-hydroxylase. Gene Ontology annotation, biological process: peptidyl-aspartic acid hydroxylation. Gene Ontology annotation, cellular component: endoplasmic reticulum; membrane. Lineage: Eukaryota; Metazoa; Chordata; Mammalia; Primates; Indriidae. The transcript is spliced from 25 exons. The record is from RefSeq and is a predicted model, not a curated record. Bases 267 to 2561 code for a protein of 764 amino acids. Gene Ontology annotation, molecular function: peptidyl-aspartic acid 3-dioxygenase activity; protein binding.